AUGACUGAAGUACUUGAAACAAUUAUUAUCGACAAUGGAUCUGGUUUCUGUAAGGCCGGUUUAACUGGUGAUGAUUUACCUCGUUGUGUUAUUCCUUCUGUCGUUGGAAGGCCAAAGAAGAAUUUGCCAGCAGGCAUUGCCAUUGCUGAUGCUGGUACUGGAAACGAAAAUCAUCGUCGACGUGAUGCCUAUGUGGGUGAUGAAGCUCUUUCACAGAGAGACAUUCUUUUUUUAGAGUAUCCUAUUCAAUAUGGUGUUGUUACCAGUUGGGAGGAUAUGGAAAAGAUCUGGCAUCACACCUUCUACAUUGAAUUGAGAGUUGCUCCUGAGGAACAUCCAAUCUUGUUGACUGAAGCUCCUUUUAAUCCAAAAGCAAAUAGAGAGAUGAUGAUUCGAAUCAUGUUUGAAACUCACUCAGUCCCAGCUGUGUAUAUUGCCAUUCCAGCGGUCUUGUCCUUGUAUGCAUCCGGUCGCACCAAUGGUAUGGUCAUUGAUUGUGGUGAUACUGUUGCUCAUACGGUUCCAGUUUAUGCAGGUCAUGCUCUCACUCAUGCAGUGUUGACAUUUAAUUGGGGUGGUAGAGAUGUGACGGAUUGCUUGAUGAAAAUUCUCUCAGAACGCAAUGGUUACUUGUUUCCAACUCAUGCAGAUAUAGCAAUUGCAGUGAAAGACAUUAAGGAAAAAUUGUGUUAUGUUGCUCUCGAUUUCGAUGAAGAGAUGAUGAAAGCAGCAAGUAGCAUUGAAAAGGUCUAUGAAUUACCUGAUGGAAAUACGAUCGUUCUGGGCAAUGAAAGAUUCAUAUGUACCGAAGCAUUGUUCCAACCUGUCUAUUUCGGAUCUAAAUCAUCUGGACUUCAUGAAAACACUUUCACCUCCAUUCAUAGAUGUGAUAGGGAUAUUAGACAAGAGUUGUAUCGAAACGUCAUCUUAUCUGGUGGUUCAACAAUGUUCGAGGGUAUGACUGAGAGAAUAACAAAGGAAUUGGUUUCUAUGGCUCCUUCUUCUAUGAGGAUUAAUGCUAUUGCACUACCAGAACGUCAUUAUGCUGCUUGGAUUGGAGGUUCACUAUUGGCUUCUUUGCCUACUUUCCAAGAAAUGUGGGUAACUCGGGAAGAAUAUGAAGAAGUUGGUGCAUGUAUUGUGCACAGAAAGUUCUUUUAA
Naegleria fowleri is the source of this 1161-nucleotide messenger RNA. RefSeq lists its product as uncharacterized. The record is from RefSeq and is a predicted model, not a curated record. The coding region runs from base 1 to 1161 and encodes 386 amino acids. NCBI's taxonomy places the organism in Eukaryota, Heterolobosea, Eutetramitea, Acrasida, Naegleriidae. The transcript has a single exon.